AUGGUUAAAUCGUUAUCAGUUAACAAUAACAAUACAAAUAAAGAUUCAGUAUCCGAAAAAAGAGAUAUUUUUGGCAGAAAUUUAUCAUGCCUAUUGGCAUACACAUCUUCAACUACUACUAAAAAUAUAUCAUCAAUUAAUGCAGAAACACAAGAGCUAGAAAGUGGUUAUUCUCCCCUACAUAUCUGCCUGAGGUUGGGACAUAUACACCAAUCCUAUUUAAUUAAUGAAAAUUGGAAAAAAAUUGUAAAGGGAAAACAUGUUAAAGAUGAAAAACUUGAAAAGGAGAAAAUUUGGAGAAUAAAAGAUAGAGAAGGUCUAAAUCCUUUGGAAUUAUAUAAAACAGAUAAUAAUAUGUGGAAUUCUAACAAUAUAUACCCAUUAUCUCUUCACAACGGGAAUAUAACUUACACUAAAAGGGAUAUCAAGAAGAAUGAAGAAGUUUUUCGCAGAAAAAAGGUUAAAACAUCCAUUGAUUUGAGGCGGAUAAAUGAUAUUUAUCUAAAUAAAAGGGGAGGCAGGGAGUUAUAUACAUUUGGUAGCAAUAUUAAUAUGCAACUAGGGACUGGUGAUUCUGAUGAUCGAAGAUCGCUAUUUAAAAUUGACGAAUUCAAAUUGUACGGGGCUGUUGAUAAUAAUAACUAUAGAAAACCUAAAAGGUUUAAACGGGUUUUGAUGCACAAAUACCAUUCUAUUCUACAGACAUUAAACGAUGAAAUAUACACUUGCGGCAAUGGUGUGAAGGGAAGGCUAGGCAUACCUUCUUUGAAAAGAUCACUAGUUUUCAAGAAAGUUGAACUCCCAUUGGGCUUGAGCAUUAAACAAAUUGUUUCCAGUGACAACCAUACAUUGAUUUUAAGUAAACAAAACGAAUUAAUUAGCUGGGGUUCCAAUAAUUAUAAUCAAUUGGGGUAUCCCACUGAUACACUUACACAAAAUAUUAGUAUCUCCUCCGAAAAGUAUAAUGACUCGCCGAGGAAACUAAGCUCCCAUUUAUGGAAAAGAAGCGGUGGUGGUUCUAAGAUUUUAUUUGUGGGUUGUUCCAAUGUUCAUUCCUGUAUAAUUGAUAACAUGCAUUAUUUGCACUCUUGGGGGUUAGAUUUGGGCCAAAUGGGUAACUCACAUUCGCCCAUUGACAAAUUAUCUGUGCAAUAUAAAAAUAAAUUCAAAGGGUAUAUAAAAAGCACGCCGUAUUUGUUUAAACUUCCAAGCAAUGUGAAAAUUAUUAAACAGUUAUUAUGUACAGAUUUUGCUACAUUUGUGUUACACGAUGAGAAUGAGUUAAUCGUUUUAACCAACAGUAAAAUUUUAAAAUUUUCAAUCCCAAGGUUAGGUCAACAACAAAAUUCCUUUGAAAAAUUUAUUCCGACUGCAUUAACAAGACAAAAUUUAGUUGUUGAAUUGAAAUGUACCAAUAUGUAUGGUAAUAAUCUAUGUGCUCUCUAUGAAAACGGUACCAUAGGUAUUUUUCACUCAAAAAAUUUUGUGGAUAAUUCCUCAUGGCUAACAAUCCAAAACAAUAUUUUACCCUUUGAGUUGUAUUGGUUACCAUACUUUGAAUUAAAUAACUGUUUAGACUUCCAAGUGGGUUAUGACGGCCAGCUUAUUUUAACCACCCUUGGUGGCGAUAUUUUUUACUCUAACACUGUUUCAACCACUUCGUUUGAAAAAAAUAUGAGUAGCAAAUUGUUAAGCGGUAGAUGUAUCAGAGUUUCUUCCAAUGCUCAAUUUUCAUCUUUUGCCAUAAUAAAAGAUGAUGUAGAUAUGAUUCCAAUGAGUAUCACAAAAAAUAGAUUUUACCUGGAUUUUAGGAAAUUUUCACCUAUAUAUGAAAAUUUGGGAGGUGCCGUUGAAGAGGGUGAAUACAGAAUGUUAAAUUUUAUAAAUAAUGUACAAAGUAGCACAACUGACAAGGAGCACGGAAUUAUUCUAAAUGCUGAAUUUGAUGAUGGUGAUGAUGACGACGACGACGAUGAUGACGACGGUGACGGCAAAAAGGAAGAACUUACUGGAGAAAUAGAUAAAACUAAAGGUUCAUACUUGUUAAGAGCUAUGUCAACGAGGUGGAAAGCAACCAAUGCAGGUUUUAACUACAAAGAUGCAUUUAUGAAGACCUCGAAUAUUUCUUUAAUAAAUGAAGAACAGUUAUCCUUUAUUAGAAAUGACUAUCUUAAUUAUGAUGUUUUAUUUUUUGAUGGGAACAAUUGUGUUGGUAAAUGUCACAAAUCGUUGUUAUAUACUAGAUGUCCCACUUUCGUUAGUAAUAUGAAAACUUUUCAAACACAAGUAUCUUCUAAUAAUAAAGUUAAAUUUGAGCUAAGGACAGCUGUUGACUCUAAAAUAUGGGAAAUAUGCAUAUCAAAUAACUCAGACAACAUAUCACACUUCAAUACCACAUCGUUGAAGUAUGCUCUCCACUAUAUGUACAGUGACGAACUUUUAAAAUUUCAUGGUAAUAUAAAAAAUAAAAAAGAAUUAGAGUUAUCCACAAUGAACUUUAUUAACGAGCUAGGGAUGAAUGUAACUGCCUUUGAAGACGAUAAGUUGGCUUACAAUGUUAAAAACCUGUACUAUCGAUUACUUGAAAAUAAAUGCGAUAAGGGAGAUGGAGAAAUCGAUUUCUACCAAGAUGUUACGAUUAAAUUGAGCGAUGGAGAAACGAUCAAAUGCCACUCCUUAAUAUUAUCUGCCAGAAGUUUAUAUUUCAAGUCAUUGUUUCAAUAUAACUGGCAGGACAAUGAAGUUGUUGAUUUGUGCUUUUAUACCUAUGAUGAAGUAAUGUGUGUUUUAAAAUACAUAUAUGGAUUUGAUAUUUAUGAGAUGUUUAUUACUGAUAAUUGUAACGAUGUUGAACAUUUAAAUUUUGAGAAUUGCGAAGAUUUUGUUAACUUUUUAGUCAAUAUUCAAAAGUUGUGUGACUUUUUAUUAUUGGAUGAUUUAAAAGCUUCGGUAGAAAGCAUAUUGGCUGACUAUAUUUCUUCAUCUUCCGUAGUUCCAUUACUAAUAAAUUCUUUUACUAUGCACUGUAGUAACUUAUUUAUCGAGUGUUGUUGGUACUUAUUUAAUAAUAUUGGAUUAUUAUAUAAUGAUGAGAACACUAUUAUAAUCAAUGAGUAUUUUAGUACUGAAUUGUGGAUUUCUUUGGAAAAAAGUAUUAGAGACAUGAUGAAUAAAAAUACACUUGUUGGGAAAGAAAAGUCAUGGUAUGAAUUAGGCCAUAAUAUCGAAUACUUGGAGCUAUUUAAGAAGGAUAUUUCUAAAUUUAAUAAAAUUUUCAUGGAUUCAAAAAAGCCGUUUAAACCAUUGUUUGAUAACAAAAGGAAAGGCAAGUAUAUUCAUAGUAAUAAUGUCACAGGUAACACCUAUGGCAGCACAAGCGAAUAUCAAUUUAAUGACGAAUCAAACCAAGUAAAUGGUGUUGGUGCACCACAUAGCAGAAGAGCUUCAUCUUCAGUAUCCUCAUUACGAAGAACUUCAUCAACGCACUCAAAUGAAGAACUAUUAGCCUUUAGAAGAAAUAGUUUUGUUAGAACCAAAUUUUCAGAACUGGGAAUAAGUAUGAGUGCAAAUGCCAUAUCAGAUGAUGAUGAUUCUACAAACGAUGGAUUUAUAGCAGUUCAAAGGAAUCCAGCUGUCCGCCGGAAGAGUUGCUUAGGAAAAGCUUUACCCAAUCUAUCGAGCAAUAAAAACAAUAAUACUAACUUACCCUUGAGAAGGACAUCACAGAGCACUCCGGUAGAGGAUGAAUCUAUACUUUUGGUACCACAAACGAGCAUUAUCAAAUUUGAAAAUAUUAAAUUGAAAAAUAGUACUGAGAACUGUAACAACACCCAAAAAUCCAAUAUGCCGUCAAAAUUUGUGGAAUUUUUCCCCUCAAUAGAUCAAGCUAUUUAUUCCAAUAGCAAUUUAAAAAAAACUCCUGAUGAAAACAUUAAUACUUCCACCAAAGACUCUAAACUUUUGGAUAAAGCAACUGCUGAGAAUCUAUUGAAAAAGGUGCAACCUGUGAAGAAGCUUUCACAAAAAGAAAGAUUGAAACACUUAACUUCAGAGCAUGUCAUUGAAGAUAAAAAAAAGACUAAAGUUAAUGUAUGGGGCAAGCGAAAUAAAGAGGGCAGUACUACCGAUAAGAAAGGUAAGUUUGUGGACGACUGUGCCAAUAAUAAGGACACUAAUGAUACUAUUACCAACAGUGGUAAUAUGAUUAGCCCUUUGCUUCCAUUCCCAUCACUAUCGGAAAUAGAUUCAUCCAGAAAUACAAUAGCGAAAAGAAAAAAUGGGAAUAUCCCUACAUUUAAUCCUAAAGGCUCCUCUUUUAUCAUCCCUAUUGCUACAAAUGAUAACAGCGAUAUUAACAAAAAAAACAAUUUUUUUACAACUAUGCCACUAACUUCGACUGGCGUUGUUGUUAAACCUAAUAGUAGUGCUAUUCCAAACUACUUAAAUAACACUAAGGAGAAAUUUAAGGCACAACUUGAAAAACCUCCCAAGACUUUUCAAGAAAAAUAUGAAGAAGAAAAAUUUGCACAGUGGUGGGAAGAGGAAACGAAAAAAGUUCAGCAACAGCUAAAAAAAGAGAAAGAGUACGAAGACGAACUAAAAAGGUUAUAUAAUCCCACAACAGCAACUAAGAAGAAUAAUGAUUGCAAUAAAAAUAAUGACCGUAGGAAUAAGAAAUUUAACCUUUCCAAAAAAAAAAAAAAAAACAAUGGCGAUAUUGAUACCGAACAUUCAAAAAAAGUCUGUAUACCCAUUAGAAAUAACAUUAAAAAAGAAAAAAAAGGAAAGAAAAAGGAAAAUGAUGAAACCAUGGGAUCUAAUAAUAACAAGAUUCACAUUAAACGAUAA
Saccharomycodes ludwigii is the source of this 4848-nucleotide messenger RNA. RefSeq lists its product as uncharacterized. Gene Ontology annotation, molecular function: protein binding. The transcript has a single exon. NCBI's taxonomy places the organism in Eukaryota, Fungi, Ascomycota, Saccharomycetes, Saccharomycodales, Saccharomycodaceae. The coding region runs from base 1 to 4848 and encodes 1615 amino acids. The record is from RefSeq and is a predicted model, not a curated record.